This is a messenger RNA of Trichosurus vulpecula (common brushtail), 4210 nucleotides long. It is a transcript of the gene AEN, whose product is annotated as apoptosis enhancing nuclease. Gene Ontology annotation, molecular function: exonuclease activity; nucleic acid binding. Bases 11 to 1150 code for a protein of 379 amino acids. Gene Ontology annotation, cellular component: nucleus. Lineage: Eukaryota; Metazoa; Chordata; Mammalia; Diprotodontia; Phalangeridae. The transcript is spliced from 4 exons. The record is from RefSeq and is a predicted model, not a curated record.
GCAGGAGCCAAUGGAUGGAGAGCAGAAGCCGGGCUUGCCCGGGCAUGUGGGAGCCUCUGCCUUCUGUGCGACCAUGUGGAGGCCGGAAGAGGGGCUUGCGGGUGUCGGGGUGCUGAGCAGUAGUGGAUCACAGCCUGAUACAGUGAUGGCCACCCACGUUCCCCUCACUGAGCUGGCAGGGAUGCCAUCGAAAGAGAGCUCCCAGUACUUUGAGUGCUCAAGCACACCUUCAGCUGACUCUAUUGGUAAGGACACACCUCGGUGGUGGCACAAGAGGAGGAGUCGGCGGCACCAACGGUUCAUGGUACACAAAGCCCUUCUAGAGAAGCGAGGUGUGCUGAAUACACCUCAGGAGUCAGAGGGCACCCUCCAGUUGGCCAGAUCAGAGGUUCUGGAGGACACAGAGGCUACCAGGUGUAGUAUACAUCAGGCUACACUUGGAUCACCUGCUACCCAACCCAGAAAAAAGGCAUUUCAGAAGAUUGAACCCAGCAAGGGUGCUGUCUCUGGCCAUGGUAUGCCCAGCAAGUGCGUGGCCAUUGACUGUGAGAUGGUGGGUACUGGCCCUGGUGGGCGGGUGAGUGAGCUGGCCCGAUGCUCAGUGGUGAGUUACCAUGGGGAUGUUCUGUAUGACAAAUACAUCCGGCCUGAGACACCCAUUGUGGAUUAUCGAACGCGCUGGAGUGGCAUCACCCGACAGCAUAUGCAAAAUGCUAUCCCCUUCAGAGUGGCACAAAAGGAGAUCCUUAAGCUGCUGAAGGGCAAGUUGGUGGUGGGCCACGCGCUCCAUAAUGACUUCCGGGCCCUCAAAUACUUCCAUCCCCGGAGACAAACUCGGGACACCCUUUCUGUCCCUAGCCUAAUCAACCAAACAGCUUUCCCUGUCCGAGCCCAAUCCUCUUCUCUCAAGAAUCUGGCCCUGCAGCUGCUGAACAAAAGAAUCCAGGUUGGCCAGCAUGGACAUUCAUCUGUGGAAGAUGCCACAACUGCCAUGGAGCUCUAUCGUCUGGUUGAGGUGCAGUGGGAGCUGAAGGAGGCCAGCAGCCAUCCCUCGAACUGUGAGGACAGCCUUCAGGACAGUGGCACAGACACUGAGCACUACAUGGAAGACCAGUUCUGGCUAGAAGACCAGACUGAAGGCUGUAAAUGAUCAAAGGGCUCCCAGGGUGGGAAGAGUAUGAGCUUCUGUGGGUAGCCCAAUAAAGUUGGCCUUGUAAUGUGUAUGGGAAGAAUGUCUCUUCUGAUACUCUGGCCAUUGGGCCCAUUCAUACAAAUAAGGUAAUGGGUUGAUCUGAAGAGAUCUCUGAUGUAGCAUCCUUUGUCAGGUGGUAGCAUGAGAAUGCUUUGGCUUCUAGGGUGGUGUGGAUUGGGGACCCCCCCCCCACCUUCUCUGGGCAUUCUAGGAGCCAGUUUCCUUUGAUUUCAGCCACAUUACUUUGAAGACAUAUUAGUAGCAAACUAUCAAACCAGCCUGCUGAGGAGGAAGGCUGGUGAGGACAUCACAUCUUUUGACGUCUUCUAGUGAACAGUGUUUCGUGGAAUUCACAAGACAUUCCAAGAGUUUGUGUGUUCAUCUUGGGCCAGUGAUGCAGUGUCCCUGCACCACCUACCUGCUCCCAAGUUACUGUGGUAUUUAAGAAUAUACUGUGCACAGGGUGUGUGUGUUUUCAUUCUUCCUUUGGUUUUCACAGCCCAAUCCCCAUCCAUAAAAUCAGGGUACUUGUCUUUGCUAUUCAGGGGCCCGAUGCAGAUACAGGGAGAGAACACUAUAUUUAAAGUCGUGAACUUGAGUUUACAUGCCAUCACUGUCACCCACCUCUGUGACCUUGGGCAAGUCACUUAAUCUGAGCCUCAGUCUCCUCAUCUGUAAAAUGAGGGGGUUGGACUAGAUGACCUGUAAGGUUCCUUCCACCUCUGAUCUAUGAUCUCAAAGAAUAGAGGAAUUAUAACUUGGGUUUUGAGCUUAGGUUAAAGGUGCUCUAACGGACUAAAAGUUUGAAAUUCUCUAAUCCAACCAAGCUUAUAAUAAUAGGGCAAAGAAAAGGAGUGUGAACCUCAGUCUUUGUAAAUUCCUACCAUCUUUCCUGUAAGACCAGUGUAGAUACUACAGGGGGAAGGAAAUUUACCGAGAAGCACCCUUUUGGUGGCAGGGUGUCAUAUAGUAGAGGACUAGCUUUGGAGUCAGAAUUGGUUGGAAUCUCAUUUCUGCUGCUUACUCUCUGUGUGACCUUGGUUAAGUCUUUUACCUUUCUUUCCCCUGGUUUCCUUCUCUGUAAAGUGAAAGGGUUGGACUGAUGUCUAAGGACCAGUCCAGUUCUGAAGCCUCCCGUUAUCUUGUGGUAGUUCAUAGGAUCUGCUGACUUUGUUUACAUGCUUUCUUUCUCUCCAUCUCCUGGAGUCGCAAUGGCUGCUCAGAACACCUCUCUGUUGGUGUGUUGGCAGAAGGAGGUGGAGAAAGCUGCUCAGCUUUUAGCUUUCCUAACUGACACACUUCUGUUGGCUUGGAUCAGGAAUUCUUCCCCACCACUAGUGCUGAACUUUUAUUAGAGGUGACCCCAAGAACAGUGGCAUAUUUGUAUAUUCGGGGUUCCCUGAAUAAAAAUGCCAUCAUUUCCACUCCAGGGAGCAUUAGAGUAUCUCACUGUAUAGAUUAGGAAAGUGAACCCUAGAGAGGUAUUGACUUGACCAAGGUCAUCCGGCUAGUUGAUGGUAAAACCUGAUUGGAGAACAAGAAUUUACUCUCUAGUUGGAGUUGUUUGAAAAGUACUUAGUCCUAUGCAAAGAUCAUCCCCUUUGAUUUACAUUCAUUGUUAUUAUGUAUAUUGAUUGUCAACAGUUCACCUCAUUUUGAAGAACAUUUCCUUUCCCUGCAUUUUUUCAUUUCUUCUUGCCUCUUCCUCUUAAACCCUCCUUUAAUUCUUCUGACCCUUUCCUUUUGUGUUGUUUAGCCCUCUCAAGUGCCGUUUUACUCUUCUUCAGAAGAACACUUUUUAGAAAUGUCUGAGCAUGCUAGGGUUUCCAAGAAAGGGUUGAGAACCCUUGGCUUAGACAGAACUAUUUAUUGUUUACAUUUGAAUAUUCCAGCAGGUGCCAUUUGUGACCCAUACCUCAGAUGUGGUUGCUACCUGGUGGGCUUGCUUAUUCUCAGUUCAGGCACUGGAGCACUUGUGCCUCAUAAUUAAUUAGUAGAACAUUGGCCUGGGCUGUUGGGAGACUUGGUAUCCAAUCCUGGCCCUCUUUAGUUGCCUGAGACCCCUAUCUUCUACCCCUCAUCCCCUACUGCCAGCCAACCAGCAAGUCAUUUAUUCUGGUGCUUUUUCUAGCUGGUGUGGGAGAGGACAUAAAAGGUUUCCUAGAUGUAGGAUCUUUAUGGCAACUAGAGACAUUCUUUGUUUUUGUAUCCCUGGGCCCAGCAGUGCUUGGCACAUAGUAGGCACUUAAUAAAUGCUUGUUGAUUGAUUGGCUGAUCAUAGUUGCUAUAGUCAACUCUCACUUGCUUUUUCCUGCAUCUCUAUGACUUAAUCUGGGAUUUCCUUCUCCUUCAUGCCCAACUGGUGUGUCCAGGGAAUGAAAUGGAUUUUCAUAUGAGCCUGAUUGAAGGAUGACUUAGAUACAGAUGCAGCUAAGAAUAAAAUCACAUGAUGCAUUCCAAAGCCAGAUAACGAUUGCUUUGGGGUUAUCUGCUCUUAUUAAUUUUAUUUUUGCCACUGCCUCUAUCCAUAUUGCAGAUGAUUGAGGGUUGACUAUAAAUUUUAGAUAAUGUAAUUUGUUUGCCUUUCCUGAGGAGUUUCUUCACUUAAGUUGCAGAAUGCUAGUCUUCCAUGAGUUUACAGCAGGCCUGAUCUGGUCUGUGAAGACCAACUUCUUAGCAUUUAAUACUGGAGCCCAGAUUUUGUGACUUCCUGGGAUUGGUUUCUUCUGAGGCUUCAACCUCCCAGUUUUGCUGGGAAUCAUAACAAUGGAGUCACUGCACCUAGGACUGACUAAGAAGCAGAAAGCAGGUUGAAAGAUCUUGGAUUGCUGAGUGGACAAAACAGGGAGGGAUGCCUACAUUCUGACCUCCACUACUGUGGUUGGUGGGAAAAGGGAGGGACUGGGAUAGAUUUAUACUGUGUUGGAAACCACCCAUUGGAAACUGCUGCCAUUGACUGAAUAAAUCUCAUUUGAGAAUACCUGCCUCUGCAUGUAUAUGUGUUUUUGAUUUAACUUU